AUGUUAGCACAGUCACAUUGUUUCGAACAAUAUAUCAAGUCAGUACCAGAUCAUGGCUCGAUUGUCUAUGGUGAAUAUCUAUCAAAGCUGACUGCAUAUCCACGUGGUAUCAAUCUAGAUAACAAUAAUCCUCUUACAAAUAUUCAACAAUUACCAUAUGAUCUUCAGUUAGAGAGACAUUAUUUUACAGAUUUAACAAUACCAAUGGUUGAACACAAAGAUUCAACAUCAGUCAUGAUGACACCUACUAGAUCUCAACCACCAUACAUUGAACCAAUCAGAAAUAUACAAUCAGUACUUUCAACAGUUACGAAUCAAUUGAAUCAAUGGUUAACCAAAAAAGAUGAAGUUGUAUAUGAUAGUAUAGGAUUCAAUGAUUGUGAUGUUAAAUCGAUUUGUUGGCAUCCAAAACAACGACUACUUGCCAUUUGCAAUAGAAACGACGUGGUUUUGAUCUAUUCUUUCCCAUCCAAUGGUGUCGUAUCACAUGAAUAUAAACCUUUAGCACUUUGGAUGGAAUUUCAAUCCAGUGUCAUUGACAUGCAAUGGAAAACACAUAAUCCUCUCACUUUGGCUGUUUCUUGCAAAAAUGGAAUUAUUUUAUGGGAAAUUGAUUUAAAUGAUUUUAAUAGUUUGGUUGCAAAGAAUAAUAUAAACAAAAUGACUCAACCGUCAAUGACCAAUGCAACUAUAUUAAACUAUCCUUGUUUUAUACCAACAACAAUGAGUUGGCGAUCAGAUGGAUUAUUGUUGGCAUCGGGGUCGAGAUCGUUGAAUUCGAUAGUGGUGUGGGACGUUGCAUCAAGAGUACCGAGCCUUGUGCCACGUUAUGGAGGCAAUGCAGUCGUAUCAUUCUCGCCAAUGGACGAUCUACUCCUCUCGGCCUCAAACGAAAAUACAAGAAUAUUCGAGACUUCCAAAUGGGACUACAACAACAAACAAUGGGCAUUCAACAGUAACUACAUUUCAUCUGGGUGGACUCCUCUUGGCGACUACUUGGCUUUGGCAUCUGGUGACCAAAUCAAUUUUAUUCAAUACAAGAACAAAGCUUUAGAUACUUUCGGAGGCAAUUUAGUUCAUGUAGAGAAAACAACAACUUUUAAAAUUACACAAAAUGGAAAUGAUUAUCAUGUUGGAGGACAUAUAAGACAGAUUGCAAUCAGUCCCGAUGGCACUAGAAUGGCAGUAAUCUUUCUCAAAAAUAGAAGUGAGACUGAUAACGAUAGAUUGAUUGCCAUCUACCGUAUAAAGACUCAUCCAACUCUUAUCAUCACACCAAGAGGUUUCAUCCGUAAACUAGAUCAAUCACUUCAAAGCAUUCAAUUCGUACCAAACUAUUCUAAAGGGUCUUUACUAUCGGCCACAUAUGUCGAUGGUGUGGUUUCUUUCUUUCCUCUGCUCUAUACCACUUCAAAUCAAUCUAGAGAAUAA
This is a messenger RNA of Cavenderia fasciculata, 1431 nucleotides long. Its product is annotated as WD40 repeat-containing protein. Gene Ontology annotation, molecular function: protein binding. Gene Ontology annotation, biological process: nucleocytoplasmic transport. The record is from RefSeq and is a predicted model, not a curated record. Lineage: Eukaryota; Evosea; Eumycetozoa; Acytosteliales; Cavenderiaceae. The transcript has 5 exons. Bases 1 to 1431 code for a protein of 476 amino acids. Gene Ontology annotation, cellular component: nuclear pore.